GUUUUUACCACUGAGUUAAAUAAGGGGUCCUCAGCCCCAGCAGCUCACAAGGCAGCUGAUGAGUGUCCAUAGUGUAAAGCAGGGUGCGGCUGUCCACGCUGACGACUGGCUCAGAGAGGCCUGGCGUGCAGGCACCCGGGAGUGGGGAGCUGCCGACCAGUGAUGAGCGGCCGUGUGCCGCUGGCAGAGAAAGCUCUGUCCGAAAGCUACGCCCGGCUGCGGUACCGGGACGUGUCCUUGCUCAUCUGGCAGCAGCAGCAGCAACAGCUGGAAUCGGGGCCCCCCAGGACCUACCUGAGCAGGAGCCGUAGCAUGUGGUACUCACAGUAUGGAAACGAGGCCAUCCUGGUCCGGGACAGACACAAGCUCGGAGUCUCUCGGGACACAGGCCGAUCCAAGUUCUGUACCAUCAUGUAGUUCCUGUGAGACACCCUGGGCCCAGGUGCUGAGCUGGGCGGAGAUCAGGCCGUGUUGCACUCAGCGAGUGGCCUUGGUGGUCCCCAGGCCUUACUGGGAGAUUCUGGACAGUGAACAAGGAGACCCACUUGUGCUUCCAGAAGCCAAGAAUGCUCACAGGGGCUCCUGAGGCCUCUCCACAUACCACGCGAGCGGCGGACCUGGCUCCCAGGCUCAGUGGCAGCCCUGCCAGCGCUGGGGACAAGGCACCGGUGGGGACACAGCUAGAUGUGGCUUUUCUCUUAUGUUUCCAAGAGGCCCAAGCAAGAGGGACAACCCUGGCUCCAGACCUUUUCAGAACUUUCUAGGUUGUCUCCAGGAUUGCCUUCUGCCUGGUAAAGAACAGGACAGACCAAAAAAGAUGAAGGAACCAGCGUCAGGUCAGGUAUGGCCAAGCGUGGCCGGCGGGGCCAGGUGGGAGUAAGGGGCCAGCAGCAGCCUCGUAGCAGGGCCUUCGACGACGAAAACAGGAAUUGUGUGCGAUGCACUGCAGUAGCUUCUAGAAGCUUCUAUGCCAGCUUCCACAUACUUGGGGGCAAGCAUGCAGAGGCAUCCAAACAACAGUAAGGAAACCAAGAUGUAUUUUCAAGUUUCACGUCAGCUGCUUACAGAGAUUUCCGACGGGAUCUCGCAGCCCCGUGCAGCCCCUGCAGCGGCCCCACGUGGACCGUUUGGCAUUUGCAAUGGACCUGCCUUCGGCUUUAAGGGACGUCUGCGUGGCUCUGCAAAUGUGGGGAUAUCUUUUGUCAAAGCCGAUUUUUCUAAAUAAAUAUGCUUUGGGGGACUCCUUCCUUCUUCACUCUUA
This is a messenger RNA of Lutra lutra (Eurasian river otter), 1261 nucleotides long. RefSeq names its product BRD3 opposite strand (gene BRD3OS). The record is from RefSeq and is a predicted model, not a curated record. Bases 163 to 417 code for a protein of 84 amino acids. The transcript has a single exon. Lineage: Eukaryota; Metazoa; Chordata; Mammalia; Carnivora; Mustelidae.